AUGGGUCAACGGGGACUUUCUGCCGUUGCCGGGAAUGCCGGUUUUCUUCAAUGGGAGGCCUGCCCCGAAAACGAGCCGUUGCUUUCUGCUCGCCACCACAAUGGUUUCUUUCAAUCCGUUAAUCUUGAUACUGCCGCAGUGUCGCAAACCUUUCUACAAAGCAAUCUUUCAAUCCCCGCUCUUCUGUUUAAAAUCACCAAAGACUCGAAACGGUUUGGUGGUACAGAAUCUCGAAUGAUGAUACCGACUCUUUCCCCUGCUGCUGCUGCCAACGACAUUCCUACAGACGAUAAUCCUCACGAAUGCUGCACCACGAUAUCUUGGCCAGGAGAAGAUUUCACCGUAUUAUUUGUCCACCCGAAAAUCACCAAGACCAACCAAUAUUCGUCGUUCCGAUUUACGGCUGGCGUUUUGCUAGGGGUCGGUUACGCGUCUCUACGUUUUGAGAGCCUUGGUAAGACUGUUUCGAAAGCCAUCAAGGACACUGCCAUCGAUGCCUUGAAUAACAUAUAUCAGGUCCAAAGCCUUGUUUUUUGCUUGUUUCUCUUUUUGGUUGCUCGGCCUGAAAUCCCGCCGUCGUUGUGUUUCGUAGUUGGCAUGCUGUCAGGGGCCAGUUUAACCUCCCAUGGAUCCCUCAUCCACCGAAAGGCAUUAGACUUCGGGUCCUUUGUUUAUCGCAGCGUCUUGAAAACCACUUAUAUUGCGGAUACUUUCGAUUUUUUGAAUAUCGAUCGCCAAACUCGGGAUAUCAACCAUAUAGAUUCUCGUCUUGUUGCUUCUGUGUUUUGCGUUCAAUGUUGUACGAACGGGAGCUUCUGCCUUGCAACGCCGAUACCGUACUUGUUUUCAUUGACCCACACGGCCACUUCUCAUUACCAUCGUUCCUACGACGAUGACCCAUCGACUUUAGCAUCUACAUCUCAUGUUCCCUUUAGUCUCAUGAUUCACGAUUCUCACUUGUACAUGUUGAUUUAA
Lentinula edodes (shiitake mushroom) is the source of this 975-nucleotide messenger RNA. RefSeq lists its product as uncharacterized. The record is from RefSeq and is a predicted model, not a curated record. Lineage: Eukaryota; Fungi; Basidiomycota; Agaricomycetes; Agaricales; Omphalotaceae. Bases 1 to 975 code for a protein of 324 amino acids. The transcript has 5 exons.